Messenger RNA from Gongylonema pulchrum, 732 nucleotides. Lineage: Eukaryota; Metazoa; Nematoda; Chromadorea; Rhabditida; Gongylonematidae. The record is from the annotation of a GenBank genome assembly.
AUGCAAAAAAAAAACUUGAGUGUUGACAGCAAGGUGACAUCGGCAACUGACCUGAAAACAAGUCGCAGUAAUUUAGCAAAUCCACUGAGCAGGAUAUCUGCGCGCAGUUAUGCACAGUCAAUUAGUCGACUGUCGCAGACAGCACAAAUCCAGGGUGCCCAGUCUCUGUUAUCUGUUGCGAGCAGCGUUAAUCCUAAGGAAUUCGUCAGGCCUAUGAAUCGACGCGAUAUCUUUUACUCAGGCUCAAUUCGUAAUCUUCCUGAAUUCAGAUCUGCAGAUGGUAGUUACCAGUCGUACAGAGAAUCACAAAUUUCAAUACCAGCAGCAGUUGCUGCACAGGCAGUCUCGAGUGUGUCGCAAGUGGAAGAUUUGAUUGAAACGCAGGGAAAACUUGGUGAAAGUCAUGAUGAAACUGCAUAUGGUGGAGCCGAUCUGGAUGCCGAACUGCUUGGACUUUACGAUGACAGCAAGUGCAAGUGGCUUCCAGCAACGAUCCGUAAUGCACUCAGCGAAAUGAUCGAUAUUUCGCUUUUAAAGGAGCCAGCAAUGUUCUUGCUGUGCGUAUCGAAUUUAUUUGGAAUGCUGGGCUUUUACAUACCUUUCAUGUUUCUCAUUGACAUGGCUGUUGCAAAGGGACAUUCCAGAGCCAAUGGAUCAUUGCUGCUGUCCAUCAUUGGUAUAACCAAUACUUUUGGUUGGUUAUUAUCCUCCUUGACGUGUGUCUGUUUUUGA